AUGUUACCGCGGAUAGCGUUGGUGCGGUUGGUGCGACCAGCAGUGUGGAGUGUGUCCUUUCGUGGGCUUUGCAACAAAGCCCCAGAACCGCUGCUUGCGACGGUGCAACCAAAAAAGAUCAACUACGAGCGGAUCGGCAUCGUCGGUGUGCCGUUUGAUAAGGGCCAGCGAAAGAAGGGUGUCGGACUUGGCCCGAAAGCUAUCCGCGAGGCGGGUCUGAUCGAUCACAUCCAGGAGAUCUCACCCAAGCUCGACAUCAAGGAUUACGGGGACAUUCAGUAUGAAGCACUCAACUUCCAGGGUCGAAAAGUGGGCAACAUGAAGAAGCUGGAGCACGUGGCCAGUUGUAGUCGACAUCUCUCGCACCAGGUGACGGAGGUGUUGGAUGACGAUCGGCUCUGUCUGACGCUCGGUGGUGAUCAUGCAAUUGCGAUCGGUUCGAUCGAUGGACAUCUACAUCACAGCAAGGAUGUGGCCGUGAUUUGGGUGGAUGCGCACGCGGAUCUUAACACCAAUUCGACCUCACCGUCGGGUAACAUCCAUGGCAUGCCGGUAGCUUUGCUGGCCCGUGAACUCUGCGAUUACUGGCCGUAUAUCCCGGGGAUGGACUGGCAGGAACCAAUCAUCUCGAUCCGGAAUCUCGCCUACAUCGGACUUCGAUCGGUCGAUCCGUACGAGCGUGCCAUCAUCGAGAAGUUUGGCAUCAACGCGUUUGGGAUGCGUGAGGUCGAGAAGUACGGCAUUCGCGAGGUGAUGCGUAUGGCGCUUGAGCGUAUCGAUCCGGAAGGCCAGCGCAGUCUGCACGUCAGCUACGACAUCGACUCUCUGGACGUUCUGGAGGCACCCAGCACGGGAACGAGCGUUCGUGGUGGGUUGACACUGCGUGAGGGCAUCUACAUCAUGGAGGAAGCGUACGGAACCGGUCGACUCGCGGCUGUAGACCUUGUCGAGGUGAACCCAUCCAUUGGUACGCCGGAGGACGUACGCAAGACCGUCGAGGCCGCCGUACAUCUACUGAUGGCCGCUUGUGGUCACAGCCGUAAGGGUGACAUCGCUGAUACGCUUGAUCUGCUGCCGAAGAGCUGA
Messenger RNA from Anopheles nili, 1086 nucleotides. It is a transcript of the gene arg, whose product is annotated as arginase, hepatic. The coding region runs from base 1 to 1086 and encodes 361 amino acids. Lineage: Eukaryota; Metazoa; Arthropoda; Insecta; Diptera; Culicidae. Gene Ontology annotation, molecular function: arginase activity; manganese ion binding. The transcript has a single exon. The record is from RefSeq and is a predicted model, not a curated record. Gene Ontology annotation, cellular component: nucleus; cytosol; cytoplasm.